AUGGAUAAUAGUGAUAAUAGCUCGUCAGACAGGAGUCUAGAGAGAUUGACAGAAAUAAAAGCAUUCAUUGAGGCUAGCAAGAAAACUCAUGAAAAAGCCGAAGACCUUCAGGUAGAUGCUGAUAAAAGUCUGUCUAAGCUCAACGAAGUCGUGUUUGACGAUGCUUUCGAAUUAACUGGUCACGGCAAGUUUAAUCACAUAGUACUUAUGACUUGUGGUUUGAUCAUGCUGAAUGUGUCCAUGGAGUCUGUCGGCAUGAGCUAUGUCAUCACAGCAGCUGAGUGUGAGCUUGGUUUAACGUCUGAGCACAAGGGCUUGGUCAAUGCUGCGGCUUUCAUUGGUAUUAUAAGCACGUCGUUCCUAUGGGGUUAUCUCGGGGACCGUUUUGGGAGGCGGGCGGUCAUGCUACCAGCUAUGGUUGCUUCAGCCGUCUUCUCAAUAGCAUCCUCGUUUUCCACCAACGUCUGGAUGCUGCUGGUUCUGAGAUUCUUCACUGGAUGCCUAGUGUCAGCCUCCAGCGCGACCGUGUACGCCUAUCUCGGCGAGAUGCACACAGGCUCCCGUCGGGCGGCUGCAAUCGCUUGGGGCUCAGCGUUCAUAUCAUUCUCAUUUAUGAUAUUACCAGGAUUAGCUUGGUUGAUAAUCCCUGGGAAAUGGUCGUUCUCUCUACUCGGGUUCACGAUGGUUCCGUGGAGAGUUUUCAUAUGGUCAUGGUGUGCUCCGGGUCUGGUGGCUGCCCUGGCGUUACUCUGGCUACCAGAGAGUCCGAGAUACAUUCUAGCAUCCAGUGGACCAGAAAAAGCGUUGCCAAUCCUUGCUAAAAUGUUCGCGUAUAACAAAAAUUCAAAAAUAUCAAAUUUUCCGGUGGAAAGAAUAGUCACGGGCAGCAUAGAAUCUUCAAAAUCAAGUGGGUUCGUGGGAGCGUUGAAGAACAUCACGUUAUUAUUCCGACCUCCUCUUCUGAGAUGUGUUUUGAUCUCACAUACUCUUAUGUUCGCUGUUUUUAUGCUGUCAAGCGGUCUUUACGUCUGGGUUCCCGAUAUAUUGAACAGCAUGCUCCGUAGUACGAGCAGUGAGAGCAUCACAAUCUGUCAAAUUAUAAAGGACAAGUUUGAAGCUGCCAAAAAUGUCACACUUCUAUCACAAGUUGGUUGUAAGUCAGAAGUGGCUGUUCGUGUGUUCCCUAUAUCAAUGGGUAUGGGUGCUGUGUUUGCGGUCACUUACCUGGCCAUUGGAGUGUUCAUUGGCAAAGUUGGCAAGAAAACGUUAUACUCGUGUAUAAUGGUGAUAUGUGGUGCUGCAACUAUUGGUGCUGCCUUCGUACCACAAGGCGGUGCUGCCACAGCAUUGCUGAUUCUGGCUCUCUGUUCUGGAUGUGCUGCUUCAAUUCUUGCUGCUAUUGCUGUUGAUGUAUUCCCGACUUGCUUACGAGCUAUGGCAAUGUGUGUGAUGUAUAUGGUCGGUCGUACUGGCGCUGCUGUGGGCUCUAACCUGCUGGGAGCCACCCUCAACCUGCACUGCGAACAGGCCUUUUGUAUUUUUGGAGCCUUCACUGCUGGUAAAAGACCCUUAGAUCAUAUAUUGCCAUUUAAAUGA
Danaus chrysippus (African queen) is the source of this 1596-nucleotide messenger RNA. The record is from the annotation of a GenBank genome assembly. NCBI's taxonomy places the organism in Eukaryota, Metazoa, Arthropoda, Insecta, Lepidoptera, Nymphalidae.